This is a messenger RNA of Diaporthe citri, 1506 nucleotides long. RefSeq lists its product as uncharacterized. Bases 1 to 1506 code for a protein of 501 amino acids. Gene Ontology annotation, cellular component: fungal-type cell wall. The transcript is spliced from 3 exons. Lineage: Eukaryota; Fungi; Ascomycota; Sordariomycetes; Diaporthales; Diaporthaceae. The record is from RefSeq and is a predicted model, not a curated record. Gene Ontology annotation, biological process: fungal-type cell wall polysaccharide metabolic process.
AUGGCACCCUCCAAGCGCGGUCUCGGUUGGCCCUAUGACAACAAAGGGCCCGCCUUCAAGCCCUACGAGGCUGCUGUCAAGGACCAGACGCUCACCUGGCUCUUCAACUGGGAGAUGUGGAAGCCCGAAGGCUUUCCAGCUGGCCUUACCUACGUCCCUCAGGUCCGCACGGCUGCCGAAGCUGGCAAGAUUGACCAGUUCUUGGGCGGUCUUGGAAAGGUCAGCCACUUCAUCGGCUUCAAUGAGCCGGACCACCCUGGUCAGGCAAACAUGUCCGUCGCUCAGGCGGUGCAGCUGUGGAGGCAGCACGUCCUGCCGGCGAAGGCGAAGUACGGCUUCAAGCUGGGCUCUCCAGCCAUGACCAACUCGGACGCAGGCAAGAAGUGGCUGCAGGAUUUCCUGAAGCAGCUCGGCGGGGACGCCAAGAUCGACUUCAUUGUGGUCCACUGGUACGGGCUGGAUGUCAACAACCUCAAGCAGUUCAUCGAAGACAUUCACAAGACGUUCAAUAAGCCAAUCUGGCUGAACGAAUUCGCCUGCACGACUUUCGGCGGCGCUGUGCCGAGCCAGGGGGAUGUUGAGAAGUUUGAGCGUGAGGCGCUCAAGUACCUCGACGGCAAGGCAUUUGUCGAGAAGUAUGCUUGGUUCGGGGCUGCCACGAACAACGGCAGCAUGGGUGGUGUGGCGACUGUGAACAAGUUGGCCAACAAUGGGAGCUUGACAUCUGUGGGAAAGAUUUACUGUACCAAACCCGCGAGCCAGGCGGCCCUUAUGACGGCCAGUGUAGCAUCAGAUGCCGUACCCGAGUCCGAGGAAGCUGCCGCUGAGCCUGCUGCCGCUGAGUCUGCCGCGACCGACUCUGUCGCAGCUGAGUCCGAGGCCGCGCAAGCAGAGGCAUUCCCACAGAUUCAGUUGAACAUAAUGUCCAGGGCAGCGGCGGCCCCAGCUAAGCCCGGCAUUCAGUUGACUAACAAGAGCAAGAAGGAAGAGACAUACAACUUCUUCAACAACUACUGGAACGGCAACGGGGAGGCAGGCGCCAACUUUGACCACCCGGAAAAGCCGACGAAGCUCAAGGCCGGGGCGUCAACCUUCGUCGAGCUUCCGGAGUCAUUCAAAGGCCGCGUCCAGCGCGGGACGCUGAUCCCGGCGACAUGGGUUGAGUUCCAGCUGUCUGCGAGCAAUGACCACAAGGCAUGGGGGAACAUCAGCCUCCAGCAAGGCUAUGAUGGCCCCGCGAUGAUCCGGUCGACGGACGGGACCAACAACUCGAUCGGCUUCACCAAUGAUAUCCUUCCGGGCGCGCCCCAGGCGGCGAGGCAGAAGAGGUCCGACGGCAAGGAGUGCCUUGCGAGCACCACGGGCAACUGGAUGGGAGGCCCCAACCAGGCGGCGAUUGACUAUGAGAACAAGGUCGUCGGGCAGAAGAAGGCCUACAUUGUCGGCGGGUCGGGGACAAUUGUGGUAAACUCGGCGAACAAGAGGUUGGCUGUCGAGUUCUACUAG